Messenger RNA from Caenorhabditis remanei, 354 nucleotides. RefSeq lists its product as uncharacterized. Bases 1 to 354 code for a protein of 117 amino acids. The record is from RefSeq and is a predicted model, not a curated record. The transcript has 2 exons. Lineage: Eukaryota; Metazoa; Nematoda; Chromadorea; Rhabditida; Rhabditidae.
AUGAGAAAAACAACAAGAAAGAAAGAAUUCGUGACUCGAGUGAGAAGUCCACUGCUUCUUCUGUCUCUUUUAUACUAUAGGUUGCCAGGUGACCGUGUGACAGGACAUUUUGGUGGAGCGCAGUUGUACGAACUGUACCGAGCUAAUAGCUUGCCGAUACAUACCCAUUUUGUGAACAUGAUGCAGCAACAAUCACAUCGUUCAGCUCCAGCCUACACUGACCGCCAUCAGAAUCAAUAUCAUCAGAAUACUCCACGUCAUCAGCGUCCAGAUCAACAACAAUAUGAUCGUCGUCGUGGUGGAUCUGAUCGGAAUGCGGCGAAUCAUCGGAAUAGUCAUGGAGGGAGAUAUUGA